CAGCCAGCUCAGAAACUCACAAAAGUGCUUCAAUUGGUGGUCCAAUUAUUUUUUCUCUUUUACAACUAUUUCACUUUUAAAUGACACCAUGUGCUUUGGGUCAGAGGUCGAGCGGGCAGUCUUUGACGGAUGAGUCUUUGUGGUAAUGGAGUUAUGUGUGAAAGGAGACCUCCUGAAGCAUAUCGAUGUAGAGGGGGCCCUACCUGAAGAUUCAGGCUGUAGGCUUUUCACGCAGCUCUGCAAUGCGGUCCAAUAUCUUCACAACAGUGACGUGGCUCACAGAGACCUGAAAUGUGAAAACACGCUGCUGGACACGCAUUUUAACCUCAAAGUGUGUGACUUUGGGUUCAGUAAGAGGAUUACUUACGCCGGUGGGCAUAUGAUACUGAGUAAAACCUUCUGUGGCACCUCGUCGUAUGCAGCACCUGAGAUUCUGAGAAGUUCACCGUACAACCCCAAAGUGUCUGACGUGUGGAGCAUGGGUGUCAUGCUGUUCAUGAUGCUCUUUGCUGUAAUGCCCUUUGAUUCCAGCAGCAUUAAGAAGAUGUUGAAAAUUCAAAUUCAGCAUGACAUCAGCUUCCCCGGCAUCAGGUCCGUUUCAUCUGACGCAAAGGACCUCAUCCACAGGAUCCUGCACCCUGUUGCGGAGGACAGAAUUACAAUCGGCAACAUUUUGAAGAGUUCCUGGAUUUUGCGGGACAUGAAGUUGGAGGACGAGGAGGUGGCCACCACAUCAAACGCCAGCCCUGAGAAGGAAGAAACUCCAAAGGAAAAGGGAACAGAGGAAGAUAAACUUUCAAAAGCCAUCAAAGAACCGGUGGACGAACCGUCACCUGCUGACAAAACUUGAAAUAAAUACAUGAAUUAACAACAUGCAUUUUUGUGAAAUUAUCCUGUUGUUAUGCUUUUUGUUUGUUCUUAUCACUAUGGGUUGAUGUUUCGGCUGAAAAGUAUGCUGGUUUUUACAGUGACUUUUUGUAUGUUGACAUAAAUUAGAUGAUAUAUUUUUCACGUACUACGACAAA
Pungitius pungitius (ninespine stickleback) is the source of this 1025-nucleotide messenger RNA. Its product is annotated as testis-specific serine/threonine-protein kinase 2. Bases 146 to 850 code for a protein of 234 amino acids. The record is from RefSeq and is a predicted model, not a curated record. Gene Ontology annotation, molecular function: ATP binding; protein serine/threonine kinase activity. The transcript is spliced from 2 exons. NCBI's taxonomy places the organism in Eukaryota, Metazoa, Chordata, Actinopteri, Perciformes, Gasterosteidae. Gene Ontology annotation, cellular component: cytoplasm. Gene Ontology annotation, biological process: intracellular signal transduction; protein phosphorylation.